GAACAUACCCCAUUUUAUUGUCAUCCAUACUUUACAUAAGAUUUUCUAUUUCUAACAUAUCUUUUCAACCUCGUAACUUAUUCACCGUAAAUAAAACAAAAAAAAACAACAACAACAUAUAUCAGAAAAGAUAAAGGUUAAAAACAGAACCCUCAUAAAUAUUGAUUUUAACAUUUUAUAAAUUCCCAGAUCUAAGCGACUGAGUGGGUUAGUUAAGUUAUGAUGUUUUAGAGGAUAUUGGUUGGUUUGACUCCUCUCCCAAGCAUGUUCUGUUCUGAUGCGCUCAAACCAACCGUCAUUCUUCUACUCCACCGCCCGCUCCGUCGCUUCAACUUUCCCGGAAAAUCACCUCACUUUCCUUCUCAGAAAAUGCAUCUCUCUCAUACAACUCUGCGCCUCCUCCCACUUCAAGCUCAAGCAAAUCCACGGCUUCUCCAUCAGACAUGGCGUCCCACCCCACAAUCCAGACAUGGGCAAGCACCUCAUCUUCGCCCUCGUCUCCCUCUCGGCCCCCAUGCCCUACGCGACCCGAAUUUUCCGUCUGAUUCGAGCCCCCAAUAUCUUCACGUGGAACACCAUGAUUAGAGGGUUUGCCGAGAGCGAGAAUCCGAGGCCGGCCGUGGAGUUGUACUGCCAAAUGCACGCGUCUUCGGUUCUGCCUGAUACGCAUACUUUCCCUUUUCUUUUGAAGGCUGCUGCUAAGUUAAUGGAUGUUAGAGUAGGCGAGGAGAUUCACUCGAUUGUUGUUAGAAAUGGGUUCGGUUCGUUGCUUUUUGUUCAGAAUUCGUUGGUCCAUAUGUACUCUGUUUUUGGGUUUGCCGAGAGUGCGUACCAGGUGUUUGAGUUUAUGCUUGAGAGAGAUCUCGUGGCCUGGAACUCUGUUAUUAAUGGCUUUGCUCUUAAUGGAAUGGCUAACGAAGCUCUGACCCUUUUUAGGGAAAUGGGUUUGGAUGGCGUGGAGCCUGAUGGGUUCACCAUGGUUAGUCUGUUAUCUGCUUGUGUUGAGCUUGGGGCCAUGGCCUUGGGGGAGAGGGUUCAUGUGUAUAUGUUGAAGGUUGGUUUAGUACACAAUCCACAUGCUAGCAAUGCCCUCCUUGAUCUCUACUCCAAAUGUGGGAACAUUAGAGAUGCACUGAAGGUGUUUGAUGAAAUGGAAGAGAGGAGUGUGGUUUCUUGGACUUCUCUGAUUGUUGGGUUGGCUGUUAAUGGAUUAGGAAAUGAAGCUCUUGAGCUGUUUGGGGAGUUGGAAAGGAAGGGGUUGAAGCCUAGUGAGAUCACAUUUGUUGGAGUUUUGUAUGCUUGUAGCCAUUGUGGGAUGGUUGAGGAAGGCUUCGAUUACUUUAGAAGGAUGAAAGAUGAAUAUGGCAUCUUGCCAAGGAUAGAGCACCAUGGCUGUAUUGUUGAUUUGCUGUGCAGGGCCGGCAAGGUUGGAGAUGCCUAUGAGUAUAUCCGAAACAUUUCGAUCCCGCCCAAUGCAGUCAUUUGGCGGACCUUACUGGGAGCUUGCACAAUCCAUGGGCAUCUAGAAUUGGGUGAGGUUGCAAGAGCUGAAGUCCUACGCUUGGAACCGAAGCAUAGCGGGGACUAUGUCCUUCUCUCGAACCUUUAUGCAUCGGAGCGACGUUGGCUGGAUGUGCAAAACGUAAGGAGGACGAUGCUUAUGAAAGGAGUGAGGAAAACUCCCGGGUAUAGCCUCGUUGAGUUGAAAAACCGUGUUUAUGAGUUUAUCAUGGGUGAUAGAUCUCAUCCCCAAAGUGAGGAGACAUACGCAAUGCUGGGGAAGAUCACAGAGUUGUUGAAAAUCGAAGGCUACGUUCCUCGCACGGUUAAUGUUCUUGCUGAUAUAGAAGAGGAAGAAAAGGAGACGGCUCUGUCUCAUCACACGGAGAAAGUUGCAAUUGCUUUUAUGUUGGUUAACACCCCACAAAGAACUCCAAUUAGAAUCAUGAAGAAUUUGAGAGUCUGUGCAGAUUGUCAUCUGGCGAUCAAACUCAUAUCCAAGGUUUUCGAACGUGAGAUCAUCGUAAGGGAUCGUAGUAGGUUUCAUCAUUUUAAAGACAGUUCGUGCUCUUGUAGAGAUUAUUGGUAAUCUUAAUAGUUUCCUUGACAUAUACCCUCAUUGAUGAAUGUCUGCAUUUUUUUCUUUCAAGGUGAAAGAUGAUUCUACAUUCAUAUGAUUGAACAUAGAAUAGAAGGCUGAGUUAGAGGUUUAUAAUCUGUGUUUUGGCUAAUUUUAAUAAUCCUUAUGACACUAUAUAUAAUGGUGAGGGUGUUUGGUGGCUGGAUCCAGAACCAGAAACUUUCCACAAA
Molecule: messenger RNA, 2310 nt
Organism: Momordica charantia (bitter melon)
Lineage: Eukaryota; Viridiplantae; Streptophyta; Magnoliopsida; Cucurbitales; Cucurbitaceae
Product: Tetratricopeptide repeat (TPR)-like superfamily protein
Biological process (GO): RNA modification
Molecular function (GO): zinc ion binding; protein binding; RNA binding
Source: RefSeq, a predicted model, not a curated record